GAAGUGGUCAUGAUCAUAAUAUUGUGUAAAGUUGUGAUUCGUUUUUAAACUCGUAGAAAACAAUUUUAUUAAUAAAUAUGUAUCAAACAUUGAAGCCAAGUAAAAGUGAGGAAAAUCUGCUGAAGCUGCAGGAAGAAUUCAACAAAGAUAAGGCAGCAAAAAAGAUAAAGGUAGCAGCGACUGUGGUAUCUGGAUACGAAAAAUCAGAAAGAAUGGAAGUAGAAAGUCCAGGUGAAUCUGCUGAAGAAAUCCCAGAACGUUUGGGUGACGCCUUCACAGAUAUCCCUAAGAAUUUCAAAGUGGGUCCUAUCAUUGAAAGGACUUCUUUUAAGGUACCUCGCAGUGGUUGCAAUUUCAAAUUUUCACAGGCCACUGGAUUCCCCAUAGCAAAGAGACGUGAUACCACAUUGUCAACAGGUGAAGGAAGUAUAUUCAGACAGCAGAUGAAUAAGUUAAAAGAAAUGAAAUGUGCAGAUAAUGAUCAGAAGAAAAGAAAUAUUGAAAUAAAUCAGCCUGGUUCCAGCAAAGUAAUAAACAAGGUUGAUAAGAAGCAGAUUGAUCAAGAAAACAUGGAUUUGAUGAGUCAAAUGACAGAGGAGGAGAUUCUGGCUGAGAGGGAGAAGCUUAUGUCCACUUUGGAUCCGGCGAUACUGGCGUUUAUGAAGUCGAAGAGAUUUCAUAGGAAGGAAACUGUUGAAACGCGGCAGCCGAGCAUUGCCAAACAGAACAAACCCGUCGAAGGUUUGAGCUUCGAGGAUUUGCAGAGCGCGAUGGAGAUUUUAGAUCAACCGGAAUCCGACAAGUGGUUGAACUUUGAUGUGCUGGAAACAAAUAAGCUAGCCUGGAUACAGAAUGUGGACGUACCAAAAAUCACGAAAGAUUCCCUAUACGAAGCCAGAUUUGAUUUCAAUGGAUGGUUGCUACCGUUUACCAAUGAUGGUAUGACCGAAAGCAAUCGUUCAUUGUACCAUCACGGCGAAGAACCGGGAAGACCUGGUUACACCUUGCAGGAAUUAUUCCAACUGAGCAGGUCCAACGUUAACCAGCAGAAAAUCGUCGCUUUGAACACGAUCGCGAACAUCCUCGUCCUUCAAUCGUCCGGAAUCUACGACGAAGUGAUCGAGAUACCGAUCGAGCAAAUCUUCUUUGUCUUGAGAUUCUCUUUGGAUGAUAAUACACCAGCCAUUCUGAACGCCAGCAUUAAGGCGAUGCGAAGUCUCAUCUACCAUCCGAUAGAUGAGACCUGUUUGGAUAAUCUGUGGAGUUUCGGUUUGGGCUUGAUCCAACCUAUCCUAGCCAUCGAUAACGAAGAGAAGUUAGAUGAUAAAACCGUCAACGAUCAGCAGCUAGUCGAAACGAAUCUAAUCAAAUGCCUUACUAGAACUGAUAUAGUAAUUAGGAUUAGGUAUAUUUUAAUCACUGUAAAACCGUGCCUGGAAACCGUCAGUUAUUUGAUGGAAAUACUGACCAGAUUAGCGAGAGAUUCCAAUUUCGUUAUGAUGCAAGUCUACGAAUGCCAUGGUCUUCUGCAAAGCGUCAUCACGAAUUUUGCUCCGGACAUCACGAAUCUGAAGAAUCUAACGAAUUCUUACGGACAACCCUUAACCCAGGCCCUCAAAUUUCUUAGAGUCCUGAGCGCGGGGAGCAGAAAAAUCGCAAUUCAGUUGAUUGACAAGUACAAGAUUCUUGAUUCCAUAAUGUCUUAUUUAUCAAACGAAUCAAUUUCUGCUAACGUGAACGGAAUGAAGCUUCAAAUCGAAGCUUUUCGUCUGUGGUCAAGCUUAGCGCGUUACGGCUUAACCUUGGACAGAUUCAAGGACUUUCAACACGUGCUUUAUAAACUUUUGGAUUAUCAUCUGAAGAACAGCGAUCAUACAUCUUCCUACACGGUUCAAGCCCAUGUCUCGUCUCUGCUGAUUCUCAUAUCGGAGGUCGCCAAACAUGACUUCGACGCUACUAAAGUUUAUUAUCAGCUACUGCUCGAUCUGGGUGUAACCAAAUGGUUAACGCAGUUUACAACGAUGCAACAAUUCACGUGUGGAAAGUUGCAAAUAGUGUCCAGUUUUCUUGUAGCCAUGACCAAUUUCGUCAUGUCCAACAAACCGAGCUCCGUUGAUAUGUCAGUAGAUGUGCUCAUCAAUUUUGCGGAAAAGAUGAUGGAUUCGCACGGAUUCAAUCUUGUCACAAAAGAUAUUCAAUCGGCUUCGAACGUGUUAAAUAAUUAUGAGACGCACAAAUGCGGUGCUAAUUUUAAGUACACUGAAGCUGCGGUUUGGAAUUGUUCGGAUCACGUCGUUCCCGUCUUUAAACCGAACAGCUGCAUACCCUUCAUUCGGGUAUUUUCAGAUUUCGUCGAGUCUACCAAAAAUAAGAAGUUGAUGAUCAAAUUUCUGUCAAAUGAUAACGUACUUCUUUACUUGCGACAAGUGAAGCAGGCGAACAAGUAUUACUUGACAGGCAAUUGGUAUACGAGAGUGGAGAGCGGUCUUCUUUUAAGCAUCCUGAAGAUGGCGAUCGAAGUGCAGAAUAGCAUCGACACAGGAUUCUUCUAUGCCUUAGCGAUGAAGACUUUGAGCAUUUACCACGAAGAUCAGAAACCGGACGUCGAGUACGUGUUAAAACACGCCAUCUUCUCGCCGGAAUUCUAUCCGCCGGACGUUUUUCUUGCCAGAAUGGACAUUGAGGAUGCGGAAGAUCCUAGCAAGGAAACGUUGAAAUCUGCACUAGAUAACAUCAAUGAUAUCUUUAACGUUUACAUGAACGUUUUGGGCCUGAAGAAGUUGAAAGUGAAUCCGUUGUGGCAAUCGGUUGAUGUGAAUAUGGAAAAUGCUCUUCCAAUCGACUGGAUCUACAGCCCGAUCAUAAUACUUUACUCGAAUCAGCAAGAGGAACAGAAUACCAUUACCAAAGAUGAUCAGGUCUUCAUCAUCACCAAUUGCCUGAGAUGGGUGUACAUCUACGAGACAUAUUUUCCUAGUUUGGCCAUUAUGAUCGAUACUACCGAUCGCUUCUGUCGACUUGCCUGCACCUUCCUGGGCAGCGACAGUUUAUUCUUAAUACCAGAUGUGAAGAAUCUGCUUGAACUCUGUCUAAAAUCUGUACUCAAGAUUGGCGAUCAACUGAAUUUUGAAAGAAACAUUCACGGUCUGUGCAACUUCCAAGACUUCUUCACGCAACUGUUGGAGCAAUACCUGGGCGUCAGCUACGGUGAUGCCCUCUUCGGUAAUUUCGUAUUGAUUCCUCUCGCCCAAAAGCACAAUGUCAAGUACAGGAAAACCGUGUGGUCGGAAUACGCCGGAAUCGUGCAAGUUUUCAAUCUCACUGAGAAAGAUAUCGUCCUAUCUAUUGAGUCAUUUUUGGAGCCGGAGGAAACGGAUAUGUCUCUUCUGCGUUGUUACGCACAAGCGUUGCGCACUCAUAAUAUUAGGACUCAUUCGGUCUUCUACAAAAUUGCUAAACACCAUGUGCAAAAAUUUCAUGCUCGACGAAAUAUGCUAAAUGAAAGUACCUUCGAAAUGGAGAAUAAAAAUAUUGUACAAUAA
Molecule: messenger RNA, 3542 nt
Organism: Nicrophorus vespilloides
Lineage: Eukaryota; Metazoa; Arthropoda; Insecta; Coleoptera; Silphidae
Product: RNA polymerase II-associated protein 1-like
Exons: 14
Coding region: 78-3542 (1154 amino acids)
Biological process (GO): transcription by RNA polymerase II
Cellular component (GO): nucleus
Source: RefSeq, a predicted model, not a curated record